Chara braunii is the source of this 1355-nucleotide messenger RNA. The record is from the annotation of a GenBank genome assembly. NCBI's taxonomy places the organism in Eukaryota, Viridiplantae, Streptophyta, Charophyceae, Charales, Characeae.
GGUAUCCCCAUAUGUCUCCCCAGCAUCGGUCCGAACCGUUUCCCUGGAUAUGCCAUUAGCAGGAGGGUUCUCAGCAGGUCCUAGUGUACAGGUUCCUGUACAGACAGUGUUCUCCCAGCCUCCCUCACAGGCUGCCGUAAUCGGGCAGCCUGCACAGCCGCAGGGUACACAGCCCCAGCAGCAGCUGGUGCAGCAGCCUGGUCCCCAAGGUCCACAGCCUGGAGUGGGACAGGUGCUGGGACAAAAUCAGUGGGUUCCAAAGACGGCCAUCGCUGCUCCUAAACCCUUCACAUGGGACAAGAGGGGCGAAGACCUCGACACAUGGUUGAGGUCAGUGCCAGUCUACGUGAAGUGUAAACUUACCUUGCCACACGAGGAAGUGCUUGUGGCUGCCUCCUAUUUAGAGGGGAGUGCAGCAAGAUGGUUGAGUGGUUUAGUGCAGUUGCAGGGAUACGGUCAUGACUUCCGCGCUUGGGGAGUCAGCCAGAAGUUGGAUGACUUCCUUAAGUUGGUGGAAGACGGGUGGCAUGAUCCUCAGGAGGCUCAAAAGGUCACUGACGCGAUCCUGACUCUGCAUAACAGGCAGUUUAAGUCAGUAAGAGAGGCCAUAGACGCAGUAGAGCGUCUGAUCUGUGUCCCUGGGGUGCGCUAUGAUCCCCAGGUUUUACUCACCUCCUACUUGAGAUGCUUUCCUAUUCCUCUCAGGAAUCAGUUGGCAGGUGAGGCCAGCAUCAACAUGCACAACUUGCCCUCGUUUAGCAAGAAGGCCCUAGACCUUGAAGCAAAGAUAGGGCAUGGUCAGACACCCACAACGGAUGGUAGGGAAAAGUCACUGCCCCCCAACUGGAAGGCGAAGGGCCGCAUUAUGUUCAUCGACAAUGAUGGUUCUACCAUCGAGCUGGAUGACGACUUCCAGGCAGGAGCGGGUUCAGAGGCAGGCGGCGUAGAGGCUUCAGGGGGUAGAGUAGUCGCUGCCUCAGUUCAGAAAGGUAAGGCGACCGGUAGGCGUCGUGGAGGUUCCCGGUCUAGGAGUCAAGUAGACCCCAAUGCUCCUCCAUGGGAGAAAGCAGGUCUCACAGAAGACGUGUGGAGAGACAAGUACACCAGGCAGGCCUGUAUUCGUUGUGGUCAAUAUGACCAUAACCAAUUCAAGUGCCGCAACAAGAAGGUGACUGAGAAGAUCCCGCCUACGAUGGGGCAGGCGUUGGGAUCCUCUGCUCUCGUUGGUAGCAAUGUAGCCAGCAGUUUUGGCAGUGCUCUGGGAAACACGCCGGGCCAGUAGGAAUGGUAGUUGUUCCUGCUAGGGUCGAGGUGGUGGACACACCCUCACCAUCUCGAGAGAUGGCCCAAGCUAC